AUGGAUCGUAGUUGGAUGUAUGGUAGACGUGACACAAAGGAUUUCAUGCAUGGGGUUUCGGAGUUCUGUAUGAGUGCUUUACAACAUCAAGCUAGUACGGGGGUCAAAGAGUUUUAUUGUCCUUGUGCCGAUUGUGAGAAUGUGAACACGGUCAAUAAUGUUUUGGUGAUUAGAGAUCAUGUAUUUAUGCGUGGGUUUAGACCUAAUUACCAUGUAUGGGUUUAUCAUGGUGAGAGUGGAGUGUACGUAGGUAAUUCUAGUAAGAAUGUUGUGCAUGAACAAGAAGAAGCUAUCUAUGCGGAAGGGGAAGCCGAUUGUUUUGAGGAUGAGGAUGACGAUGACGUUGAAAAUAAUAUUGAUGAUGAUAAUGAUCGUGUCGAGGACAUGUUGCACGAGGUCGAGGAUGAAGUUCGCGAUCGUGUUUUUGAGUGCUUAUCUAAGGCGGCUGAAACGCCAUUGUAUCCUGGUUGUACAAAGUAUAGCAAGCUUUCCGCUGUUUGCACACUCUACAAUAUCAAGACAAGCAGAGGCUGGACUGACAUUAGUUUCACUGAGUUGUUGGUGGCGCUAAGUGAUAUGUUACCGGCUGGCAAUGAACUUCCCAGGUCGAACUAUUAUGCCAAGAAGCUCAUGUGUCCCUUUGGUUUAGAGUACAAGAAGAUACAUGCUUGUCCAAAUGAUUGUCUGCUAUAUCAUAUGCAGUAUGAGAAUUUGGAUAAGUGUCCACGGUGCGGAGUGUCGCGUUACAAACGCAAAGGGGUAAGCGAGGGUAAGAAUGUUUACCCAGCUAAGGUGUUGUGGUAUAUUCCCAUAAUACCGAGAUUCAAGCGCUUGUUUUCGAUAAAAAAAGAUGCAAGGAAUUUGAGGUGGCAUGCAGAUCCUGAUCGAAGGAAGAGAGAUGGUUUGCUUAGGCAUCCUGCUGAUUCUCCCCAGUGGAAGACUAUUGACAAGCUUCAUGACACUUUUGGUAAGGAACCUCGGAAUUUGAGGCUUGGGUUAUGUACGGAUGGGAUGAAUCCAUUUGGCACUCUUAGCUCCCAACAUAGUACAUGGCCAGUACUUUUAGUCAUAUAUAAUUUACCUCCUUGGUUGUGUAUGAAACGCAAGUACAUCAUGUUGUCGCUUCUUAUAUCGGGGCCUAAACAACCGGGAAACGACAUAGAUGUCUACCUUGAACCUCUCAUUGAUGAUUUGAGAAAGAUGUGGGAUGAAGGGGUUUCCGUAUUUGAUGCACAUGCAAAUGAGAUGUUUAGAUUGCGUGCAAUGCUUUUCUGCACAAUCAAUGACUUCCCUGCUUAUGGUAACUUAUCCGGCUACAAGAACAAAGGAAUGAAAGCAUGCCCGACUUGUGAAGAGGAUACACAAUCCAAAUAUAUUUCUGAAUGUCACAAAUAUGUGUUCUUGCGAACGCGAAGGCUUCUUAGACGUGAUCAUCCCUAUCGUAAGAUGAAGACAACAUUCGAUGGGAAUGUUGAGAUGGAUGUCGCCCGUAGAGCGUUGACUGGUAAGGAAGUUUAUGAGCGGGUCAAGGGUGUUGAAACGGUCUUCGGCAAGUCAGUGAAAGACAAGGGUACAACUGGAUUAUGGAAAAAAGAGUCUGUGUUCUGGAAACUUCCAUAUUGGAAAGAUCUACCGGUUAGGCAUUGUCUUGAUGUCAUGCAUAUCGAGAAAAAUGUUUGUGAAGCAAUUCUUGGGACACUUAUGAAUAUUCCGGGCAAGACAAAGGAUACCAAGGGAGUGCGAGAAUACUUUAAAAGUAAGGGGCUUCGUCCAGAGCUGUGGCCUCAGACUUCGGGAAAUAAUAGAACGAAGGAAAUGGAAACAGGGGGUGCCAAGACAAAAGGAAAAGGAAAAGGCAAAGGCAAAGGCAAAGGCAAAGAAAAGGGCAACGACAAAGGGAAGAAGAAAACCCAUUACUUGCCUCCGGCUUGUUACACAUUGUCCAAAUUAGAAAAGCGGUUAUUUUGUGAGUGCUUGUAUGGCAUUAAGGCUCCCUCGGGGUACUCAUCGAACAUGAAAAGAUUUGUGUCUUUAAAUGGCGAGUUGAAGUUGACAAGUAUGAAAUCUCACGAUUGUCAUGUCAUGAUGCAAACUUUCUUACCCAUAGCAAUUCGUGGGAUAUUGCCAAAGCAUGUGAGACAUAGUAUUACUAGUCUUUGUUCAUCUUUCAAUACGAUAUGUAGCAAAGUGCUUGAUCCGUCAACACUCGAUGAACUUUAG
Messenger RNA from Spinacia oleracea (spinach), 2220 nucleotides. RefSeq lists its product as uncharacterized. The coding region runs from base 1 to 2220 and encodes 739 amino acids. The record is from RefSeq and is a predicted model, not a curated record. NCBI's taxonomy places the organism in Eukaryota, Viridiplantae, Streptophyta, Magnoliopsida, Caryophyllales, Amaranthaceae. The transcript has a single exon.